Daldinia caldariorum is the source of this 1115-nucleotide messenger RNA. RefSeq names its product 21 kDa subunit of NADH dehydrogenase. The record is from RefSeq and is a predicted model, not a curated record. Lineage: Eukaryota; Fungi; Ascomycota; Sordariomycetes; Xylariales; Hypoxylaceae. The transcript has 3 exons. Bases 364 to 972 code for a protein of 202 amino acids.
GUGAAUAAGGUACCUAGUAGUAACUAGUAAAGAGAUGUAUUCCACUAUAUGCCUAUUCAAUGAAACCUAAUUCCUAUAACUAAGGUAAAAGAGUAUAAGACUCUCGUGCUAACUGGAAGGUUCAGUCCGGCUGUUGCUUCUACCUCAGGAACAGGGUACCAAGAUACAUGCGUCAGUAUUGUACUUCGUACCUAGGUACCGACCAAGCAGAAUUGACGUAAAGGUAAUCGGACCGGUAUUUCUUCGGCAAAUCUUUAACCAGAACCCGUCUCGGCCUCGAAAUUGGAACCUAGCUCACUUCAACAACCCAAGCGACAACAUCCCGAGUAGACCUCUCUCCUCUCCGAAAAAAAAUUAGCCACAAUGGCCUCCAAAGCAGUCGCCAAAGCUGCAAGCAGCGCUGCAGGCGGCGUAGUGAGCAUCACCCAAAAGCAAACCCUCCAAUCCGUCGGUAUAUGGGAGCGCAUCCGGCGCGCGCUAGCCGUGGACCCGAACCGGUCGAACGGCAUCCCGCUGAACCCGUACUACCGCAACCCGCCGCCGGGCGCGCUGGACCCGGCGACCUACGACGACCCGGUGACGAUCCCCGCGGGCGACAUCGCCGACAACGCGUACUGGCGCCGGGACGCGCGGCGCGCGUACCCGAAGCUGAGCUUCGUGACCCAGGCGGACGCUGUGGCCCUGCUGGCCGUGGGCAGCGCCGCCGCCCCCAGGCAGGAGCUCGUCGGCGAGGCGGGCGAGAAGCAGCUCGUGGCCGCGCGCGAGGAGGGGAGCGCCGGCGGGCUCGCCGCGUAUUUCGAGAAGAGCAAGGCCGCCGCCGUCGCUGCCGCCAAGGAGACGCUGUUUGUGAACGGGCUGCCCCCGGUGCCGAGCGGGGAGAGGAGGGAGAGCGACGGUACCUGGAAGGUACAUGACUACGCGCUGACGGAGAGCUCGUACCCCGAAAAAUACCCUUGCCGAAGUUUCAAAUAGACUUAGACAUGUCAUGCCAUAUACGAUGGCUCUGGUUGUAAAUAAAUAUGAGAAAAGCCAGCUCUUAAUAUCAGGUUCUCUUUGCAGUUACAGGUACCUAGCAGAUUCUUCAGCGGUGAUGAUGAUUUCGAGAUGAAGAUUGU